ACAAAAAAACAACACACGCCCCACAGUCGGAACUUAUCAGUGCAACAUCCGGCGGAAGUAAACAAUUUAAACGCACCAGUCGCGAGGGAAUUUAAGCAGGUUUGUCCAUGAGGAAAAGUUGGAGUGACUGUAAUUGUGACAAAGCAACAAUGUCUUCAGUUGAGUAUUUGAGAGGGUUUGUCAGCGAGAGACUAACUGCUGCUGCUGAAGAAAUAUUGGGAGUUUUUGAGAAAACUAUCGUCGAGUACGAGAAAGAGAUCGACCGUCAGCGCAGACUGUUGGAUAUAGCUUGGAAACCGGAAGUAAGGUUAUACAGGACAGAGCUCCCACAGCAAGAUGUGUGUAAGGAGGAGGAGGUUGUCGCUGAGCAGCAGCUCUGUAUUGAGGAGAGGAGCUCCAGUGUGGACCAAGAGGAGCCAGAGCCUCCACAGAUUAAAGAGGAAGAGGAGGAAGUGUGCAGCAGUCAGGAGGGAGAGCAGCUUGAAGUGAAGCAGGAGACUGAGACCUUUCUAGUGACUCCUAGUGAUGAGGAAAGUGAGCAGCAGCUCCUCUGUCACAGCUCUCAUGGAGCUGAGAGUGAAGAUGAGGAAGGAGACGAGCAAGGAGACUCAACAUCAAGUGGAGAAGCAGAGACAGAACAACAAAAUAGACGUCAGAAGCGCAGAAGUCACACUAAGCGUGUAGACAACCCCAACUUAUCAGAGAUUGAUCAUAAUACUCACACAGGUAAAAUACCUUUUAAAUGUGACACUUGUGGGAAAGCUUUCAAGUUUAAGUCUCGUUUUGAUAGACACCUGAGAAUCCACACAGGAGAGAAGCCGUAUUGUUGUAAUACAUGUGGGAAAACAUUCAAUCGAAUGUCAACUCUGAACGUUCAUAAAAGAGUCCACACAGGUGAGAAGCCGUAUUGUUGCAACACGUGUGGAAAAGAUUUCCGAAGUAAGAGUCACUUGAUUCGCCACAUGAGAAUCCACACAGGAGAGAAGCCGUUUGAAUGUGAGACAUGUGGGAAAGAUUUCACACAAAGAGCUCUCUUGAAAGAACACCUGACAUUCCACACAGGUGAGAAGCCAUAUUCUUGCAGCACAUGUGGGAAAGGAUUCUCUCGGACAACACAUUUGAAAAUUCACGCAAGAAUCCACACAGGUGAGAAGCCAUAUUCCUGCAAGACCUGUGGAAAACAUUUUCGACAUAAUAAUGCCUUGUUAGUCCACAUGAGAGUCCACACAGCUGAGAGACCGCAUUCUUGCAAAACCUGUGGAAAAGAUUUUCGACGGAGCAGUACCUUGUUAGUCCACAUUGGAAGAGCCCACACCGGUGAGAAGCCAUACCUUUGCAAGAUCUGCGGGAAAAGAUACUUUAAUGGGUCCCAUUUAACAAGGCACAUGAAAUCACAUACAGGCAAGUACAUUUCUCUGAGCUGUGAUAAGACUUUCAAACAGAUAAAAGGUUGUCCCAUGGGGGCCUGCUACAGCCCAUCAUAUGCAGGUUUGUCCGUGAGGAAAAGGUGGAGUGACUGUAAUUGUGACAAAGCAACAAUGUCUUCAGUUGAGUAUUUGAGAGGGUUUGUCAGCGAGAGACUAACUGCUGCUGCUGAAGAAAUAUUGGGAGUUUUUGAGAAAACUAUCGUCGAGUACGAGAAAGAGAUCGACCGUCAGCGCAGACUGUUGGAUAUAGCUUGGAAACCGGAAGUAAGGUUAUACAGGACAGAGCUCCCACAGCAAGAUGUGUGUAAGGAGGAGGAGGUUGUCGCUGAGCAGCAGCUCUGUAUUGAGGAGAGGAGCUCCAGUGUGGACCAAGAGGAGCCAGAGCCUCCACAGAUUAAAGAGGAAGAGGAGGAAGUGUGCAGCAGUCAGGAGGGAGAGCAGCUUGAAGUGAAGCAGGAGACUGAGACCUUUCUAGUGACUCCUACUGAUGAGGAAAGUGAGCAGCAGCUCCUCUGUCACAGCUCUCAUGGAGCUGAGAGUGAAGAUGAGGAAGGAGACGAGCAAGGAGACUCAACAUCAACUGAAGAACCAGAGCCAGAACAACAGAAUAGACGUCACAAGCGCAGAAGUCACACGAAGCGUGUAGACAACCCCAACUUAUCAGAGACUGAUCAUAAUACUCACACAGGUAAAACACCUUUUAAAUGUGACACUUGUGGGAAAGCUUUCAAGUUUAAGUCUCGUUAUAUUUCACACCUGAGGGUCCACACAGGAGAGAAGCCGUAUUGUUGUAACACCUGUGGGAAAAAAUUCAGCCAUAUGUCAACUCUGAACAUUCAUGCAAGAAUCCACACAGGUGAGAAGCCAUUUCCUUGCAACACAUGUGGUAAAAACUUCAGAUGCAGUUAUAAAUUGUCAGUCCACAUGAGAACCCACACAGGUGAGAAGCCAUAUUCUUGCAGCACCUGUGGGAAAGGAUUCUGUCGGACAACAGAUUUGAAAACUCACACAAGAAUCCACACAGGUGAGAAGCCGUAUUCUUGCAAGACAUGCGGAAAAAACUUCAGAUGCAGUAAUCAAUUGUUAUUCCACACGAGAACCCACACAGGUGAGAAGCCGUAUCCUUGCAAGACCUGUGGGAAAAGAUUCACUCUGACAGCAGAGUUGAAAGUUCACGCAAGAAUCCACACAGGUGAGAGGCCGUAUUCUUGCAAGACAUGUGGAAAGGAUUUCAGACGCAGUUAUGAUUUGUCAGUCCACAUGAGAGUCCACACAGGUGAGAGACCGUAUCCUUGCAAAACCUGUGGAAAACAUUUUGGACAGAGCCGUACCUUGUUAGUCCACAGAGGAAGAGCCCACACCGAUGAGAUGCCGUAACUUUGCAAGAUCUGCGGGAAAACUUUAAUGAGUGUCGUUUGAUAAACCACAUGAAAUCACAUACAGGCAAGUAGCCUUGUAUUUCAAAAAUCAUAUAGGAGACAAUUCAGUUCUGGUGGCUCAUGG
Messenger RNA from Epinephelus lanceolatus (giant grouper), 2930 nucleotides. NCBI's taxonomy places the organism in Eukaryota, Metazoa, Chordata, Actinopteri, Perciformes, Serranidae. The record is from RefSeq and is a predicted model, not a curated record.